Molecule: messenger RNA, 252 nt
Organism: Fomitopsis serialis
Lineage: Eukaryota; Fungi; Basidiomycota; Agaricomycetes; Polyporales; Fomitopsidaceae
Exons: 1
Source: RefSeq, a predicted model, not a curated record
AUGCAGGACCUGCCCCUCCCGCGCCCCGCAUGCGUGGCCCUGCAGAACGAGGACCAGGAGGAGGACGCGGUGGUCAUCACGGCGCUGACCGUCGUGCCCUUCUGCUGCCACGCGGACCUGCUCACCAUGGACCGCCUCGAGCUCGCGCUCGUCGCGCACACGCUCAACGCGAAGCUGCCGCGCGCCCUGCAGAUCGACAUCAGGCCGACGCGCCCGGACGCGUACAUCCGCAACGAGAUCGAGCGCCUCGUC